AUGAAGUCUUUCCUUUUGUCUGCUGCUACUCUUGCCGCUAUUGCUACUAACGCUGCCGCCACCAUUACGGUCAUUGCCCCUUGGGGUAGCGAUGUUUGGAAUGCUGGUGGUCAAGGUAACAUUACCUGGAAGCACGAGUCGGCUGAUGCCAACUUGGACUGUGAAAUUCAAAUGAUGAACGGCAACAGCAGCAAUUCCAACAUGGUUGCUUACAUUACCGACCCCAAGUCACCUGUCAAGUGCUCUGCAGAUGCCUUUAAUAUUUAUCCCUUGAAUGACUUUGGUUCGGGUGAUUACUGGAUCCGUAUUGGCCAAUCUGACAAGAACAACUGGGCCUAUUCUGGUGUCUUCAAGUUUAAGGGCAAUGGCACCGCUAAGCCUUAUCACCUUGCCUCCAAUGGUGCUUCCGUUGCUGCUGCUGCUGCCACUAGUGGUAGUGCUGCUGCCUCUGGCAAGAGCGCUUCCUCCUCUGCUUCUGCAUCCAAGGCUGCUCAAUCCGAUUCCCCUGAUGAAAAUGCCGCUGGUCGUCUUGAAAAGACCAUGGCUGCUGCUUUGGGUGGCGCCCUUGUCGUUGCUGCUACCUUGGUGCUUUAA
This is a messenger RNA of Lichtheimia ornata, 594 nucleotides long. RefSeq lists its product as uncharacterized. The transcript has 6 exons. NCBI's taxonomy places the organism in Eukaryota, Fungi, Mucoromycota, Mucoromycetes, Mucorales, Lichtheimiaceae. The record is from RefSeq and is a predicted model, not a curated record. Bases 1 to 594 code for a protein of 197 amino acids.